Molecule: messenger RNA, 957 nt
Organism: Ctenocephalides felis (cat flea)
Lineage: Eukaryota; Metazoa; Arthropoda; Insecta; Siphonaptera; Pulicidae
Exons: 8
Coding region: 1-957 (318 amino acids)
Source: RefSeq, a predicted model, not a curated record
AUGGAGAAGGUUAUGCGCGUGAUUAAAUUAUUUUCCGAUGAUGAUGCUCAAUCGUCCAGAACUGGACAUAAUUACCAUUUAGACGAUUUUCCAGGAACUAUACCCAAAACGCUUCUGAUGCGAGAUGACCUACAAAAACGUCAAAUUUUCCGCGAGCAAGUUCAACCACAUUCCGGAGGAAGAAUUCCUACUUCUGCAUUUCGUGCAGACAGACUUGCUCUGAACCAGCUCAAUAAACAAGGAAUCACUAUUCCUGAUGGCAUUUUACUAGAACAUAGAAGUCACGAGAUGUCACGAACAGUUGCGGACACGCGUUUCCAUACCCUAAUUGCACUGUGCAUCGCAUUGUGCAUGAGCACGUGGCUUCCCGUCAAUGCCUCGGCCAAGCAAAAACGUCAAAUUUUCCGCGAGCAAGUUCAACCACAUUCCGGAGGAAGAAUUCCUACUUCUGCAUUUCGUGCAGACAGACUUGCUCUGAACCAGCUCAAUAAACAAGGAAUCACUAUUCCUGAUGGCAUUUUACUAGAACAUAGAAGUCACGAGGCUUUCCCGUAUCAAAGUCGACAAAGAAGCGUCAAAGUAAUAAAAGUGUUCCAAGCAAUCGAUGGCCGUUACGUGCCUUUUUAUGGAAGAGAACUGAAUCACUUCCCGCAGACCGUGGACACGACUUAUGUAAUAAGGGAACCUCAUCGACCGCAACAAUAUAGGCCAUCACUGCUCUUCCCUACAUUAAUAGAACCGCAUUCGCACACUUCUAUCUUUUCGUCGAACUUCAGACACCAGCCAAAAUCUUUGGAUGCAUGGUUGCACGAAGACAAACUGAUCCUGGAUGAUAUUGAUCAUCUGUGGCUGCCAACUUUGGAUCCGAUAAUAUUAAAUUAUCCAGCACUAUUCAGCGAUUGGACAAAAGAGAGCAAGAAACAAUUUCCUGUUGUUUUUCAAAAUAAAUUUGGUUAA